AUUAGCGCCUCCGCCCCGCCUACUUUAGCAGGCCAUCACAUUCCAUUACCAGCAACCCCUCCCAAAUCCCGGCAGCCCGGCUCCCUCCUCCGGUCCUCCCAAUCUCCAGCCGACCAAAAGCCUCCUCCGCCUCCGCCUCCGCCUCCGCACUUCCGUUCCGAUAUCGAUGGGGCAGCAGGAGGCCCAGACUCACCACCCCGACGAGGCGGCGCUCCCGACAACCACCGCCGCCGCCGCGUCCUCCUCCUCCUCCUCCUCCAGGCUCUUCACGGCGUGGCUGGUGGCGUCGUGGUACGCCUCCAACAUCGGGGUGCUCCUCCUCAACAAGUACCUCCUCUCCGUCUACGGCUUCCGCUUCCCCAUCCUGCUCACCGCCUGCCACAUGACCGCCUGCACGCUCCUCUCCGCGCUCGUCCACCACCACCACCACCACCGCUCCUCCUCCCGCAGCCGCGGCUCCAGGUCCAGGGCGCAGCUCGCGCGCGUCGCCGUCCUCGGCGCCGUCUUCUGCGCCUCCGUCGUCGCGGGGAACGUCUCGCUCCGCCACCUCCCGGUCUCCUUCAACCAGGCCGUCGGCGCCACCACGCCUUUCUUCACCGCGCUCCUCGCCUACGCCGUUGCUGGUCGCCGCGAGGCCUUCGCCACCUACGCCGCGCUCGUCCCCGUCGUCGCCGGCGUCGUCAUCGCCACCGGGGGCGAGCCGAGCUUCCACCUCUUCGGAUUCAUCAUGUGCGUCGCCGCCACGGCCGGGCGCGCGCUCAAGUCCGUGCUGCAGGGGAUCCUGCUGUCGUCCGAGGAGGAGAAGAUGGACUCCAUGGACCUCCUCCGCUACAUGGCGCCGGUGGCCGUCCUGCUGCUGGUGCCGGCGACGCUGGCCAUGGAGCGCGACGCGUUCGGGGUGGUGGCGGACCUCGCCCGGGUGGACCCUAGCUUCCUCUGGAUCCUGCUCUGCAACUCCUGCCUCGCCUACUUCGUCAACCUCACCAACUUCCUCGUCACCAAGCACACCAGCGCGCUCACGCUCCAGGUUCUUGGGAACGCGAAAGGCGCCGUCGCGGUGGUCGUCUCCAUCCUCAUCUUCAGGAACCCCGUGACGGUCGUGGGGAUGCUGGGCUACGGUGUCACGGUCGCCGGCGUCGUCUUGUACGGCGAGGCCAAGAAGAGGAGCAAGUGAAACUUGGUGUGGUGGUGACUCAACAAGCUCCUGUACCUUAACCUGUACAUUGGUAACCGGCGGUGGCCUGAGAGUUUUGUUCCGAUGGAAUGGAACGCCGGCGAUGAUAGACAAGCAAGUAGGUUUGUUCCUUGUUAACCUGCUCCAGUGUCGCAGUCUGAGCUCAAACUGUAGGGAAUUAUAUUAAACUUGCAUACCGUCCUAUAAGAAGCGUAGUUAACUUGGUCAUUGGCACAUGCGGUGAGACGUACUGAUCGAUCCUUUUUUGUAACAGUGUUUGUUUAUGUACAUUACUAUUACUACAACAAAUGUACGACAAAGCGAACUGGAUGUAUGUUCAUAGAGCUUAUUGGCACUAGCCAUAACUAGAGAGGAGGAAUGCAGUUUCUUUGCU
Molecule: messenger RNA, 1568 nt
Organism: Sorghum bicolor (sorghum)
Lineage: Eukaryota; Viridiplantae; Streptophyta; Magnoliopsida; Poales; Poaceae
Product: probable sugar phosphate/phosphate translocator At3g11320
Exons: 4
Coding region: 167-1174 (335 amino acids)
Cellular component (GO): Golgi apparatus
Molecular function (GO): antiporter activity
Source: RefSeq, a predicted model, not a curated record